Messenger RNA from Hyalella azteca, 843 nucleotides. RefSeq names its product nucleoside diphosphate kinase B (gene awd). Bases 6 to 530 code for a protein of 174 amino acids. Lineage: Eukaryota; Metazoa; Arthropoda; Malacostraca; Amphipoda; Hyalellidae. The transcript has 3 exons. Gene Ontology annotation, molecular function: nucleoside diphosphate kinase activity. Gene Ontology annotation, biological process: CTP biosynthetic process; GTP biosynthetic process; UTP biosynthetic process. The record is from RefSeq and is a predicted model, not a curated record.
UUUGUAUGAUCUCUUCUGCCGGUCGGUAUUACGAAGUCCACAUGUCGGCUGACGCUCUAGCUAAAUUGAAUAUUUCAGCCAUGGAGCGCACUUUCAUUGCUAUCAAGCCCGAUGGCGUUCAACGCGGCCUUAUUGGGGAUAUCAUCAAGAGAUUCGAAGUUAAAGGCUUCAAGCUUGUGGCCAUGAAAUUCAUGCAGGCGUCAGAGGAUCACCUGAAGCUGCACUAUGCUGACUUGUCCGACAAGCCUUUCUUUGCCGGCCUGGUGAAGUACAUGGCGAGCGCUCCAUUGCUAGCCAUGGUGUGGGAAGGCAAUAACGUAGUGCGCACCGCACGCAACAUGAUGGGCGAGACCAAGCCUUUCGACUCCAAACCUGGCACCAUCAGAGGAGACUUCUGCAUUGAUGUCGGCAGGAACAUCAUUCAUGGUUCUGACUCCGUCGAGUCUGCCAAUAAGGAGAUUGCGCUCUGGUUCAAGAGUGAAGAGCUUGUGAGCUGGACUCAAGGCAGUCAUGCAUGGAUCUACGAGUAAGACCGCCAGGUGCCUGGACCCCAAGUCGCUUAAUGUCUUCCUGCUCAUGUGAUCCAAGCUCAUUCAAAUACCCAUCUAAAAAAUAAUUGUCUGUUUACUUGUUCUUCUAAACUCACGUUUGGCCCAAUCCUAAAUAUAUUUUCCAGUGAUGUUUGUGCUUGGAUUUUAUUGUUAAAUUAAGGUAACACUUGAUGAAUUAUUACCAAGACAGGCCAGACUAGAAUAGCUUAAGUCUUCAAUAACAAUCCUAAAGGAAAUUCUUAGUAUCGUUAGAGCCAAGAUCAUGGAAAUGACAGUAAAUGACAAGUUUCCC